UUGAAGAGUUCAGAUAGAUCAUAUUGUCGUAUCUACAUUCAUUCUUGGUUCUCUUUAAAAACCAGCAAAAAAUUCCAGUUCGGUGGUGCUCAAAGUGGAUACUGCACGAACAGCAGUCAAGGGUUCGCAUGUGCAACUAAAGAGCCUGGCGAUACUUUCACGAGUGCCUCUUUCGACGGCAUUCUUGGUAUGGCUUGGGAUUCGUUGGCAGUGGACAAUAUCGCACAGCCGAUGGAUCAAAUUUUCAACAGUCCUCAAUGUAACGAGAAAUUAUUCGCCUUCUGGUUGAACACAAACGAAUCAGCACAAUUCGGUGGAGAGAUAACGCUCUGUGGCAUCGACCAGAGCCGUUAUCAGGGUGAACUGACCUGGAUUCCACUCAAGGAAACCAACUAUUGGAUGGUCCAAAUGCAAGGCGUGUACAUGGGCCAGCAGCAGAUCGUCGGUCAGUUUGAUGCUAUUCUCGAUAGCGGUACGUCUCUGAUAUUGAUUCCAAACAGUCAGUUCAGUCAGGUCAUACAAGUUUUGGGCGCUACCGAAAACAACGGACAGUACUUGGUGAGUUGCUCUCAAGUCAGUUCAUUGCCAGCAAUUACCGUCGUCCUCGGCAAUCAAAACUUCAACGUUCCUGCAAACGCCUAUAUAGUUCCGUUCGGUAAUGGACAGUGCGUCGUUAACUUGCAAUCCGGCAAUACAUCAUUCUGGAUUCUCGGCGAUAUCUUCAUUGGACAAUUCUACACGGUAUUCGACCAUGGAAACCAAAGAAUUGGACUGGCACCCUCAAAUACGGCGAUUAAUUAA
Messenger RNA from Anisakis simplex (herring worm), 801 nucleotides. Lineage: Eukaryota; Metazoa; Nematoda; Chromadorea; Rhabditida; Anisakidae. The record is from the annotation of a GenBank genome assembly.